AUGCGCAGCUCGCCAUAUUGCGCAGCAGGGCGUGAGGCGGCGCGUCGAGUCCGUCGCGGCUACAUUGUUUGUUUUCGUCGAGAGCGUUUUCUCCAUAUUGUUGAUAACACACCGAUCCAAAGUACGCCUAACGAGGGCUUCGCUCAAAUGAAGAUUUCUUCGGAUCUUUCGCGGCUUUAAAUCGCUGUAGAGAUCGGCGGGACGCGCUAGUCCGGAGUGUUUUACGCGCGGUAGCCGCUAACGAGAUCCACACCGCAGCCGCCAGAACCGGACCCGUACGGACGGAUUCGGUCACGGGAGACACAACGGGGGCCGUUUGGAUGGACCCUUCACUGGCGCCGGUGCUGCGCUGAACGAGUUUGAAACGGCACACGGGAGCCUCCCUGGGGCCCGUAACCAGCGCAGGAUGUCCAUCACGAACACGCCCACCAGUAACGACGCCUGCCUGAGCAUCGUGCACAGCCUGAUGUGUCACAGACAGGGCGGCGAGAGCGAGACCUUCGCCAAGCGGGCCAUCGAGAGUCUGGUGAAGAAACUGAAGGAGAAGAAAGACGAGCUGGAUUCGCUCAUCACCGCCAUCACCACCAACGGAGCUCAUCCCAGCAAAUGUGUGACCAUACAGAGAACACUAGACGGACGUCUGCAGGUGGCCGGCCGUAAAGGAUUUCCUCAUGUCAUUUAUGCACGGUUAUGGCGGUGGCCGGACCUUCAUAAGAACGAGCUGAAACACGUCAAGUACUGCCAGUUUGCCUUCGACCUGAAGUGUGACAGCGUGUGUGUGAACCCCUACCACUACGAGAGAGUCGUGUCUCCGGGAAUAGAUUUAUCUGGACUUACUCUGUCGGGCUCUGGUCCGUCGGGUCUGAUGGUGAAGGAUGAGUACGAUUAUGAAGGGCAGCAGUCUCUGCCCAGCUCUGAGGGACACAUGCAGACGAUUCAGCACCCUCCCUCUCGAGCGGUGGCCCCGGAGCCCUUCAACACGCCCGCCAUGCUCCCGCCAGCAGAGGGCAGCGGCUCGGCCUCCACCUCCGCCUUCUCCAGCAUCGCCGUGGGAUCCACAACUCAGCCCAAUAGCGUUCUCUCAGGAAGUCACAGCAGCGAUGGUCUGCUGCAGAUUGCCUCUGGGACGGGGCAGGGCUCACAGCAGAACGGCUUCCCGCCCGGCCAGCCCUCCACGUACCACCACAACGCCACCUCCACCUGGACCAGGAACAGCAGCUUCACGCCCAGCGUGCCUCACCAUCAGAACGGACACCUCCAGCAUCACACACCCAUGACCCAUCCGGCACACUUCUGGCCCGUUCACAAUGAAAUCGCGUUUCAGCCGCCGAUCUCCAACCACCCCGCUCCGGAGUACUGGUGCUCCAUCGCUUACUUCGAAAUGGACGUCCAAGUGGGCGAGACUUUUAAGGUCCCCUCCUCCUGUCCCGUCGUGACCGUGGACGGCUACGUGGAUCCGUCCGGAGGAGACCGCUUCUGCCUCGGACAGCUCAGCAACGUCCACCGGACGGAGGCCAUCGAGAGGGCGAGGCUGCACAUCGGGAAGGGCGUCCAGCUGGAAUGCAAAGGCGAGGGCGAUGUUUGGGUCCGGUGUCUGAGCGAUCACGCCGUCUUCGUCCAGAGCUACUACCUGGAUCGAGAAGCCGGCCGCGCUCCGGGAGACGCCGUGCACAAGAUUUACCCCAGCGCCUACAUCAAGGUGUUUGAUCUGCGUCAGUGUCACAGACAGAUGCAGCAGCAGGCGGCGACGGCUCAAGCGGCGGCGGCCGCUCAGGCGGCAGCGGUGGCCGGAAACAUCCCGGGCCCCGGGUCCGUCGGGGGAAUCGCUCCGGCUAUCAGUCUGUCGGCGGCUGGCAUCGGUGUGGACGACCUCCGCCGCCUCUGUAUCCUGCGCAUGAGUUUCGUCAAGGGCUGGGGUCCUGAUUAUCCUCGACAGAGCAUCAAAGAGACGCCGUGCUGGAUCGAGAUCCACCUGCACCGCGCUCUGCAGCUGCUGGACGAGGUGCUGCACACCAUGCCCAUCGCCGACCCCACGCCGCUCGACUGAGAUCCACACGGCUGCAGUCGCUUCUACGCUUUCCUCCUCGUACCGUUCAGACCUCCGGGAGCGCAGGACCCCGUCUCGUGUGUAUAUCUAUAUGCAAACGUGUUCUGCACGAAGACGACGCGCGGCCGCCAGCUCCACGGAGGUGCAUGCUGGGAGCGGGUCGAGCCUUCAAGAGCUGUUCGAAUGAAUCCGUUCGCUUCAUGCCGUUGCUUCGCUAGCUGGUAGAACCUCCUUGUUUUGUCUUUUGCUUCUCUCAGGCCGAGCGUUUCCGAGGUCUGGAAGUACGGCGGAAAUCAUGUAGCAUUUCUUUUCUCUUGAGUUGUGGUGUUUGGGUUGAAGCGGUUCAUGGUGCAUGUACAGAAGACACGUUUUCUUUAGCUUCUCGCUAGCGGCUAAUUGGCUCUACUUUUUUAUUUGUACUUUUUUUUUUUUCUCACGCUUCUCUCUGUGCACCGCUAACAUAAUCAUAGCAGGACGUAUUAACGGUUAGCCUGAGCUCAUACACGCGCGAGCAAUAACAGCUAAGCUUUUUCUUUUUUCUUUUAGCCACGUACGUGUUCUAGCACUUUACGCAUGUUUUGUUUUUCUUCCCAUUUUUCAGUUUCUCUUCUUUGCAGCCUGUGAGUAAAAAUGUUUGGUUUCGUGGAACGGUUGGCCCAAAAUUGAAACAAAUGUACACCCCUCAGAUCAGAUGAGUUUUUCUGUCGUGUGCAGUGAAUGGGUGCCGUCAGAGAGUCCUUCACAGUAAUCCACAGCGCUCCAGUCCAUCAUUUACAUCUCUUGUUUUCUCCAGAUGUAAAGCUUAGAGCUGUUUUGCUCUGCUUGAUCUGUGCCGAUUUCUCCUGAAUUAUUAUGGACUCAUAUUGAAGUUAAAAAGUUUCAGCUUUUGCUUUUUUUCACCCAUUCACAUGCAUUCAGUUCGCGACAUCGCCGGCACCCAUUCAUAUCUAUUUAAAACACAACAUCACUGCCAUCCAUUCAGUACAUGACCGGCACCCAUUCACAUCCAUUCAGUACACGACAUCGCCGGCACCCGUUCACAUCUAUUCAAAACACAACAUCACCGGCAUCCAUUCAAUACGUCACCGGCACCCAUUCACAUCCAUUCAAUACAUGACCGGCACCCAUUCAAAUCCAUUCAAUACAUGACCGGCACCCAUUCACAUCUAUUCAAAACACAACAUCGCCGGCACCCAUUCACAUCCAUUCAAUACAUGACCGGCACCCAUUCAGUACACAACAUCGCCGGCACCCAUUCACAUGUAUUCAAAACACAUCACCGGCAUCCAUUCACAUCCAUUCAGUACACAACAUCACCGGCGCCCAUUCAAUACAUGACCGGCACCCAUUCACAUCCAUUGCUGACUCCCUGAUGCAAUGCCACGUUUCUACAAAUCUAACGAAGAAACAAACUCUUGAAUAAACUGAGGAAAUGUUCCUUUUCAGGUGAACCGUUUAAUGUGUUUUACAGCUGAUCUCCUGGUCAAAGGUCAUAAGGGCUCUAAAGAUCCUUUUACAAGAAACUGAUGAAUUAACACUUUUAUACCAUUAAUCUGUUUUUUAGAGCUCACGUCACGUUCCCUCCGAUGCCCGAGAAUAUCAGUUAUUCAUCUAAUAAACGGUGGUCAUGUUUUGAUACGAGAUGAACUGGAACGGUGCUUUUUGAUGUGAACACUGAAAGCCAUAAGACAUGAACAUUACAGGAAGAUGUCAGUAUUAUUCAGAACUGCUUUUUCUUCCUCUGGAGACGAUGGAGUCUGGGAGAGAGUUCAGAUUCUGUCCAGCCUGAUUUCUAUCUGUUGUGAAUGAGAAGAGAGCGCUUGUCAAAGCAUUUCCUCCAAUAGCUCGUACUUUUAGCAGUUUAUCAAAUACAGUAUAAUACUACA
Molecule: messenger RNA, 3933 nt
Organism: Puntigrus tetrazona (Sumatra barb)
Lineage: Eukaryota; Metazoa; Chordata; Actinopteri; Cypriniformes; Cyprinidae
Gene: smad4a
Product: SMAD family member 4a
Exons: 12
Coding region: 407-2047 (546 amino acids)
Biological process (GO): cell differentiation; transforming growth factor beta receptor signaling pathway; regulation of transcription by RNA polymerase II
Cellular component (GO): heteromeric SMAD protein complex
Molecular function (GO): DNA-binding transcription factor activity, RNA polymerase II-specific; I-SMAD binding; RNA polymerase II cis-regulatory region sequence-specific DNA binding
Source: RefSeq, a predicted model, not a curated record